This is a messenger RNA of Encephalitozoon intestinalis ATCC 50506, 1413 nucleotides long. RefSeq lists its product as uncharacterized. The record is from RefSeq and is a predicted model, not a curated record. The transcript has a single exon. Bases 1 to 1413 code for a protein of 470 amino acids. NCBI's taxonomy places the organism in Eukaryota, Fungi, Microsporidia, Unikaryonidae.
AUGGAUGGACUGUCUGGCAAGGACAAGGAUAAGAUGUCCGGAAAGAAAGAAAAGGAAGUUGGGACUCCCAUAUCAGCCGAGGGAUCUAAUGGAGAGGGAGAGGAAUCUUUUGAAUCUGAUGUUAUGAAGCAUGUAAUUGGGGCAGCAUGUAUGCUAAGCCAUAAGUCUUCUGAUGAAGAUGUGACUGAGUGUAGCGAAGAGAAAAUCUCUACGUUUGAUGUUUAUAUAGUUAAUGAAGAUGGGAAAGUUAACGGAUAUGAACUUAAGCACAUAGGUCCUGCUGGGGGAGUUGAGUGUUCCAACUCUCCUCAAAGCUCUCCUUCAAACGAAAUGAUAAGGUCAAGAUCUUUCCAUUUUGAUCGCAAAAACAAGGGACUUCCACCCCAAGAAUUCUACAGAAGAAAAAAGUCUAGCGAGCAACUUCCUUGGAAGAUCAAUGGGAAUUGUAGCAAUGGAUCCAAGGAAAAGUGUGAACCCAUAAUUCUUGAGAUAUCCGAAAUUUCCGAUGGAUAUAGUGUUGACGGGACGGAUGAACAUCAAGAUAUCAACGCUAGUGUCUGUAGCCAAGAUACGGGCUCGAGCAAAAUUUCGUUGAAGUGUGAAAAUGAAACGUCAAACACCUUUGUUGAUUUGAAUUUUUCUAACAGACAAGAAACUUCAGAGAAGUCAGAUUGCAGGGGUCUCCAAUCGGACAAAGGCUCCCAAGACGAGAUUUUGCUGCCAUUUCCUUCACAAGACAAGGAUUAUACCUCCUCUGGAUCGGCUUCUCCAGAGUCCAGAAAUGGACCAUCAAGAAAUUCUGACCUUGAAAAGAUAGCACUGUCUAUUGUUAAGAUAACAGAGCCUGGGGAAUCUGGGAAGGAGAAAGAACACGAAUCUGAUGCUCCUAAGGCCAUGGGAAACAUCAUAAAAGCUAUUCAAGCACAAGAGUCUGAAGAUAAGCUUGUCAUAAACCAGAAGAUUGGAUUAAAUAGCCCCUGUCCAAUUAACGAAGAGAAAUGUCUUGGGGAAGAUGCAAUGAUGACCUCUGAGGAUCUUUCUAGGGAGUUGAAGACUGCUCUGCUUGCAGCAUUCAUUCCUUCCAUGGAGACGUCUGAAAUGUCGGAAACAUCGGAAAAGUCGUUCGUAGAAACCAGCAUCACUCGAAACAUCGGUGGAAAGCCGGAUUCAACAGAAGAGGUUGAAAAGUUUAGGACCGUUCUUAAUAUUGGCGAUAGUGUUCCUCCUCUUUUGGAUGUAAAAGAUUUGGCCGGGAAAAAAGGUAAGGAUGAUGAAAUGAUAAUCUUUGUUGAAGCCGAAGACAUUGGGAAGAAAAGGAAUGUGGCCACAAGAAAUAAUAGGGUUGGAAGAUUGGUUAAAUUCUUUGAAAGCUUAGAGGAAAGAAAUAAGGAAAGAGAUCCAAAAGAAGAAUGA